AAAGGAAGAAAGGGACGAAACGGUGUGUAACGGGUAACGAAAACAUCAGUCCACCAUCCACGAAAGAUUGAUCCUCGUACGUGACGUAAAAAGGCCGAUCGAGCAUGGAAAUUCGCACCUAUACGGAUACGAUUCGAGAAAAAUAUAAAACGAUAGGUUAAUCGGUGGCUCCGAGAUAACACGGCGAAGACGCGUAGUUCGAUACAGAGAUGGGCAAAAUUUCACUCGAAUAAUAGAUGACGAAUAAAAUCAACGCGUAAAGAUUGAAUCGAUCAAUUUUUAUUCAUUCAUCGCGAUAUAAAUCGUUCUUUAAUUCAGAAUUGUCAUUUUCCGUCGACGAAGAAAAUACUGAGGACACUUGCUUAUCUCUUUAGAUUAGUCGUUUGAAAUUUGUAUCUAGAUAACAAUUUUGCCCAUCUCUGGGCUUCGAAGUGGGAACGACAAAAGGUAGAGAAGAGGAGGUGGAAGUGGAAGUGGAGGUGGUAGGAGUAGUGCUAGUGGUGGUGGUAUAUACUACGGGAGAACCAGGAGGUGGAGAAGGCUUGCCAGCCGCCGGAAGAGCAUCGACGGCGACGGGGGUGGGGAAGCUGUCCACCGAACGGAACGACCGCUCGGCGAUACGAACGGCGAGUCGAACGGUUUCCCAAACGGAUACGGACAUACCAACCUUCGACGAUAUUCGCCGAUUUUCUGCCUAGUCGGUAUCCAGCGAAGAAGAGGGAAGGAGGAGGAGGGGCAGGAGGAGGCGGUGGUGGUGGCGGUGGUGGAGGUGGCGGCGGCGGCAACGACGGCGUCGGUGGUUGAAAAAGUGGAGGAGGAGGAGGAAGAAGGGAGAGUAACAGCGAAAAAUAAUAUAAAAUAAGGGGGAAAGAAGGGAUAAAUUCAAGGAAAUAGUAGGAGAGCAAACUCGUUAAGGAUGGCGGACACGAGUGAACAGCAAACGUUGUCCGAGCCACACACGAACGGAGUAAUGGACGGUUUGACGGAAGAGGAGAAAAGUAAAAUGAGGCCUGCCGACAUCGACGCGGAUAUGAGAGAGAUGGAGAGGAGAAAGAGAGUCGAGAUGAUGAUGAAUUCGAGACUCUUCCGAGAGGAAUUAGAACGUAUUAUCGAGACACAGAUGAAAGACGGUGCUGGGCCAUCUGGCCUAUUGCAGCAAAUCUCGGACAUGAUGGGUGCGCAAGGUGCUCGGUUCAACGCAAACGUGUUCAAAAAUACGAAUUGUGUAUUACCUAUCAACGACAUACGCGGUGUCGAAAGCAUGGGCUACGCGAAGGGAGAGAAACUGUUACGCUGCAAGUUAGCGGCGGUGUUCAGAUUGCUAGAUCUUUACGGUUGGACUCAAGGUGUCGGUGGGCAAGUCACAGCCCGCUUGAAUCAGGAUCAAGAACACUUUUUAAUUAAUCCGUACGGACUGCUUUACCAUGAGGUCACCGCCUCGAGUUUGGUCAAAGUUGACAUGCAAGGGGCGAUCGUGGAACAGGGAACAACCAAUUUCGGCGUUCACGUGACAGGAUUUCAGUUGCAUUCGACGAUCCAUGCUGCAAGGCCUGAUAUCAAGUGCAUCGUUCAUAUUACCACUCCGUCCGUUACUGCUAUCUCGUCGCUAAAAUGCGGAUUGUUGCCAAUCGGACAAGAGAGUAUAGUAAUAGGGGAAGUGAGCACGCAUCAGUACAUAGGCGGAUCCUUCGAACCGGAAGAGAAAGAGAAGAUAGCUAGAAAUCUUGGACCUGUGAACAAAGUGAUGCUGUUGACGAAUCGCGGCGCUCUCUGUUGCGGAGAGACCGUUGAGGAAGCGUUUUACAACGUUUACAACAUGGUGAUGGCCUGCGAGACGCAACUGAAGAUGAUGCCCGCCGGCCUUGAGAAUUUAAAUCUUAUUUCCGAAGAAUCGAAGAAAGCUAUAUUCGAGGCCUCGAGAAAACCCCCUACACCGCAGCACACGGCUCAGAUCUCCGAAAGCUCGGCUCUCGCUGAAAAACUUGAGAAACGUUGGCGAAUCGGCGGAACUGAAUUCGAAGCGCUCAUGCGGAUGCUGGAUAAUGCUGGAUUCCGUACGGGUUACAUAUACAGGAAUCCGUUGGUGAAAGGAGAUCCUCCGCGACCUCGAAAUGACGUUGAAGUUCCACCAGCAGUUUCGUCUCUGGGGUAUCUACUCGAGGAAGAGGAACUAUAUAAACAAGGACUCUGGAAAGGUGGUCGCAAAGGCACUGACAGGUCACGUUGGCUGAACUCGCCCAAUGUGUAUCAGAAGGUCGAAAUUCUCGAGACGGGAACUCCUGAUCCGAAAAAAAUUACAAAGUGGGUGUCUGACGGCUCUCCGACCCACAGCAGUACGCCGGUGAAGAUCGACGGUGCUCUUCAAUUCGUACCGAAGAAUACCAAUCCAAAGGAGUUUAAACAAUUACAGCAACAGAUCAAAGAUUACCGUAGGGCAGACAAGAUAUCAGCUGGACCACAAUCUCACAUAUUGGAGGGUGUUACGUGGGAAGAAGCUAAGAAAAUGCAGGAUGCCACCAUCAGCGGAACUGGAGAGCAAGUAGUAUUGGUAGGGGCGGCCAGCAAAGGUAUUAUUCAACGUGGCUUUCAGCACAAUGCGAUGGUCUACAAAACUCCAUACGCCAAAAAUCCAUUCGAUGCCGUUACCGAUCAGGAACUCGACCAAUAUAAAAAAGAUGUGGAACGUAAACAGAAAGGGGAUCCAUACGACGAGUCGCAGUCUGAAUCGGAGGCAUUGUCAUCCUUCAACGCUAGCCGCACAACUCAUGAAUCGAGCACUGCCAAAAGUCCGAUUCAAUCACCGGUAUCGAUAACUUCGGAGGCGGAAGAAGAAAGCAGAGACGAACCCCGAGUACUGCGAAUAGAAACGAAACAAGUGCCUGCACCGAGUCAACCCGAAGUUGUGUUGAGCGACGAUUCGUGUAGCAGAUAUUGCUGUCGAAACAAAUAUGACUACGAGUACGAGAAUGAAGUCUGCAUUUACUGCGAUCAUCGUAAUCGGCAAUUUUCGAGAUUCUGUCGGCAAGAACCAUGGUUAGAAAUUGCUCGAGCCGAUGUUAUCGCGUUACGCAUGAAACCAACGAUAGUUGACUACGUUCCAAUUUUACAAUCCAAGAUUAGCUCCAUGCUUGACGUGGAAUGUAAAUUUUUCGAAAACAUUUCUUGUUCGAUUCAUCGCGAGGAGAAAGAACGCCUGGAAGAGCCAUCUAACGGAUCGGGGAGAAGAGGUAACUGUAAAGUAAUAAACAAUGAAGAUUUAGACCCUCUCAAGGAGAAAAUCGAUAAAGAAAAUAGAAAAAUGCAAGAUCACAUCUCGAGUGACCGAGGUAUAACCCAAACCAUUAACUUAUUGGACGAGAAAGUUACUGAAGAGGAUAGAAUACAAGAUUACAAUUCGACUGGUGCUAAUUUAGAGGAACAGAUCCUGGAAUUAAUGAAGAUCGAUUUGAACAUUUCUACGUUGAAAGCAAAUUCCACUCCUCUUUCUUCUCGUUUCAAUUUUGAAGUCUCGACCAAAUACAACUUACAUUCCACCGACAUGAGUAUAUUGUAUAGUUUGACGCCACUUAUAGAUUCCGAGUAUCCAGAAAAUGUCGAGGAGGCCACGAUAGCAGAAUCGCAAUCGCCAUUGCCAACAAAUGAAUGCAAUAAUAACGUAGAUCACACGCUACAAUCAAACGAAAAAGAAAUCUUUGAGCACAAACAGCAACAAUUAAAAGAGAAGGAACGCGUGUUCGAAGAAGCUUUUGACGAUUGCAUCUGGCUGGACGAUUCCUUCAGCAACAACGAUACAUACAACAUUCCGAACAGUCUUUCGUCCGACGACGAAAUUCCCGAAAUUGCUUCGACCGAACGAUCAAGUGAAAUGAACUUGGAAACUGACACCCUUUUGGAGAUGCUCAAGAUAAACGGUGAAAAUUUUCGAAGCAACAUCAGCGACAGCGCGAACGAGAUCAUCGCCCAACUGGACGCGAACGAUACUUAUACGAGUAUCAAUUGCCUGGUUGCUGAGAUUUUUGAAAGAGUCUGCACUCUUUGUAGCGUGCACUUGAUUAGCCAACAUAAUACUUACAGAUCCUCUUCGAUGUCAUCCUCGCCCACACGCUCACUGUCGUCAACGUUAUUAUCAAUUUUUAAAGACGAAGAGUAUCAGUCAAAGGAAUGCUCAAGGGCUCAGAAAUCUUCGUUGAUCGAGGACCAAGAUGGAAGCUUACCUGUCUUUGUUGUACGCGAAAUCGUUCACCACGUAGUCGAUCUAAACGACGAAUCUGAACGCAAACGUUCAAACAUCACCGACACGACGAAUUGUUCCUUCAAGAAAGCUAAAGACACUGCAAACGUAGAACUUAAGGAAGCGCGAAAUGCCAUCAGCGAAGAGAUGGAAUUCUUUUACUUAGAGCAACAGAUUAAUAAUUUAACUACUAGUACUGACCAGAGGAAAGAUGAAAUAAUUUCUUCUUCGAUAAAUUUGAGCAAUAUAGGUAUAGAAAACGAAUCAUCUGUAACUUUGGGACAAUGUGAAACAACAGAAACGGAUGCUGUCUUCGAAUUUUGCACGAUAGCGAAAAGAAACUCUAAGGACGUCGACGAUAAAACGUUUGAAUUAAAUUUUCGAGUCGAGUCGAAUUGCGACGCUGCGACCAAUGUUGAUAAUGAAGGACUAAAUGAAAUCAAUGACUCUCCUCUAAACAGUUCCUAUAUAAAAUUAUUAUUAUCGAGGUCUUCUUCAAAUUCUGAAAAUGAUAAAGACGUAGAAGGUGAUUGUUUGGAUAAUUCACUCAAAAGUAGCGAUAUAGAAACCGAAUUUUUAAAAGUCGAUAAAUUCUGCAAUCACAUGGAGACUUCCAAGCCUUCCGAGUUAUGCUCUGAGUGCAUCUACUGUGCAGUUAACGACAAUCAAACACGUUCUCUGCCUCCCAUAGACGAAGAAAGCGAAGAGACGAGUGGAAAUUUACUGGACCAAUUGUUAAACACUAACCUAACCAAUGGGGUAGUUCAACAGGAAAAAGAAAAUGAUUUCAAUGAUACUUUCAAGUGUCUUGACGACAUCGAAAGCGACGAGGAAUUCUUCGAAUGCAAUUCGGGAAGUUCGAAGAACAGGAGGUUGUCCAAGUCAACUCCACUGAACAGCCCAAGAUCUUUUCAUUCGAGCGCGACCAUUAGCUUAAACGAAGACGCGUGCUAUCUUCCUUUGGAACUCGCUUAAUCCUUUGAUUAAAAAACGUAGCUGUACUCGUUAGCUUGCUUGCAAAUCGUACAAUGAUGUACCUUUUUUAUGUUAAGUAAUGAUAAUUAUUUCUCGCGUUUUUCUAGUCUAUGGGCACGUUCCUGCAUAUAUUUAUCAUUUCAUAUACAUGUCUAUACAUGAAUUUAAGGCUAUAUGCAUUGUGGCAUGUGAUGUAAGAGGUAUUCUAUCCGUAUUCUUUGUUAUGAUUCUCACAGCUACACGAGUAUGUCUAUUUUAAUAUACGUACAAAAUCAUAGAUUCUAACAUACAUUUUUUUUUUUUUUUCGUUCACUUUGAUUUUCAACUCAACGUACUCUAGCGUACUCGCCGAUGUGACAAACUCUGUCACGUAAUCAUAAAACAAUAUUUACAUAACAUUAUUGCAACGGCAAUGUGAUAAACAAUUGCGAGCAUGCUUGUUCUUUAAAUUAAUCACUUGCAUUGCCAUUUUGUCUUGUUCGUGUCUUACUCCCAGUGUUCCACGGUUAUUUACUUCUUUAUGUUCUACAUUUAUUUUUGUAUUUCGUACCUGUAUCGUACGCCGAGCGUACACUAUGUCUACGAAAUAAAUGUUCUCACACAAAAAGCUUGGAAAAAAAAGAGAAAGGUUUAGAAAUGGAACUUU
This is a messenger RNA of Hylaeus anthracinus, 5852 nucleotides long. It is a transcript of the gene hts, whose product is annotated as protein hu-li tai shao-like. The coding region runs from base 917 to 5206 and encodes 1429 amino acids. Gene Ontology annotation, cellular component: postsynaptic density; plasma membrane; cytoskeleton. NCBI's taxonomy places the organism in Eukaryota, Metazoa, Arthropoda, Insecta, Hymenoptera, Colletidae. Gene Ontology annotation, molecular function: actin filament binding. The record is from RefSeq and is a predicted model, not a curated record. The transcript is spliced from 13 exons.